AUGCUUGCCUGGCGUGGAUCAGUUCGAUUGCUAACUGACAUCAACCAAAGUCUUCUUCAAAAUGCAUCAUUCCGUUGCCAACGUGUGCAAGGUCUCCGUGUUGGUAACACCGAGAUUCCUAAUGACAAGAAACUGGAGGUUGCCCUUCAAUACAUCCAUGGAAUUGGCCGCAAAAGAGCUCAUCAAAUUCUUUGUGAGUUAAGCUUGGUGAACAAACCUACCAAGGACUUGACUGGAAUAGAACUCAACUCUCUUAGAGAAGAAGUCUCCAAGUACCUGACUGGACCAGAUCUGAAGCGACGCGUUAAAGCUGAUGUACAGAGAUUGGUAGACAUUGAGUGCUACAGGGGGUAUAGGCAUGUGGAAGGGUUGCCAUGCAGAGGACAGCGCACAUCUACCAAUGCCCGGACUAGAAAAGAACACCAAAAGUAUGGAUCUCAAGAAGUUGCUGAGCGGAUUCACAGCAAGUGGGUAUCGUCGCGAAUUUUGAAACAGAGGAAAGAUAAUGAAAAAAAGAUUUUUCAAGAGUACUGCAGUCUGGGUGUAGAUCCAACGGAAAAGGAAAUAAUCUUUGUGCAAGAGCUGGUUCCAAAUGUCUUCCAUAUUACCAUCAAAAAAUGUUGCAAUGUAUUUGUACCAUUAACAUUACGUGGGCAUACCUGCCUAACAAGAAAGAGACAUUACGCGGGCCUAAGUUACUUAGAAAAACAAAAUUUUCUUUGGGCCAGCUCAACCUUGAGCUGUAGGCCUAGAGAUGUGUUAUCCAGAUUGGCCCUUGAAGAAGGCGAGUAA
This is a messenger RNA of Dovyalis caffra, 792 nucleotides long. NCBI's taxonomy places the organism in Eukaryota, Viridiplantae, Streptophyta, Magnoliopsida, Malpighiales, Salicaceae. The record is from the annotation of a GenBank genome assembly.